Plectropomus leopardus (leopard coralgrouper) is the source of this 620-nucleotide messenger RNA. The record is from RefSeq and is a predicted model, not a curated record. Lineage: Eukaryota; Metazoa; Chordata; Actinopteri; Perciformes; Serranidae.
GGCUGCAGGCGGCUUUGGCCUCAGACGGAGGUCAGAAUGACGAGAGUCUGCGGCGGGUGGAGAGAGGAUCCAGGAUCGUCACAGUGGUCCCGCAAGACACCAGAGUGAUUCUGCAGAUGCCUCGUGGGAACCUGGAGACGGUGCAUCAUCGAGCGCUGGUGUUGGCUCAGCUCAGGAGGUGGUUGGAUUGUUUGAGGUUCAGAGAUUCGUUCGAGUGUAUGAGGAAGCUGAGGAUCAACCUGAACCUCAUUUACGACCACAACCCAAAGGUUUUCCUGGAGAACAUAGAGACCUUCAUCACACAACUCAACUCCAUCAGCCACAUCAACCUCUUCCUCACCGAGCUCAAGGAGGAGGAUACGACCGGCACCAUGUACCCUCGCCAUGAGAGCGCCGCGGUCCAGACGCAGCCUGUUUCUGGGCAGAAGAAGGUGGAUGUGGUUUGCGAUGCUUUGCGGAGCGCCAUGGAAUCAAUGAACACGAACAAGUUCUUUCUGUCCGUACUGACGACUCACGUGAAGAAGACGGUUCCAGAGCUGGAGAUCGCUCUGCAGAAAGUCCACGAGCUCCGAGGUGAGCUCACCGACGACCUGCAGGAGUUUGUGAUGGAGAUAAACUGA